GUCAAAUCUUCAACAGUGAAGCUAAGGACCUGUUUUACCUACUCUGCGCAGAUAUGUCUUGUUCACAUGGUACUGCACUCUCGGGAAUGAAGUUGAGUAUUCGAUAUUCGAAUACGCACUGACGUAUGCGCUCGCUUGAACUGUUGAUCGCUCCCACCGGCUCGAUUGGCUCCCACACGCCGGGCUGGACUAUUGCCAUGUUUCUCAUCUCCUGAACUUAAUUCUCUUUUCAGUUGAUCCUGGCCUCUUACUCCCUUAAAUGGACUUCUCGGCAUGGGGUAAAGUUGCACUCCUAACCGGGACCACAGCAUCCUUGUGCCAUCUCACUAUCCUGCAACUAAGACUUGGCGGAGCUCUUGCAAUUGAUUGCACGAUGAUCACUGGGUGUUGGCUUCUGGUCUGCUAUAUUAUUCACUCGGAAGGAAAGCUUGAGCAAAGCGACGUUCUCGUCUCAAAACAGACGACAAGUCACAUGGCAGGGUUUGCCAAUCAAGAGCCAACACAAAUAAAGCAGGAGAGGGAAAAUGAAGGCAUCUUUUCCAAAUGCCAGAUUGGUGUCAAAUCUCAAGAACAGCCCAAUUCUUUCCCGCCAACUACGCCACCAACCAAGUUCCCAGAUUUCUUCGAGCCAGACGUGGAAUCAAACAUGUCUCAACUCAGUCGCCUCAGAUCCAGCAAGGAGGAGUUGACAACUGAACUCGCAGAGUCCUUUCUGGUGGUUGAAUUCCAGUCUGAGAUGAAACGAGCUGCAAUGGAGUUUUAUUUUGCGCAUCUUCGCACGGAUAGGAUUUGUGGGAGCGAUAAGCAUGUCGGUGAAGCGGCAUAUUUGAAAGCUAGGGAUUUGUUCAGGGAUAUAAUAAGAUUGCAUAAGGGGAAAGAGGAUGUUAUCAAAGAAUUAGCUAUAGAGAUUGAGGGAGUGGAGGAGAGAUUGAGACAGGAAGCGGAGAAGGAGAGAGAGGAGAGAAGGGGGAGUGGGGAGACGCUGGUCGAGAACUGUGAUCUGUAUCAGGUGUGAGGGG
Cadophora gregata is the source of this 1019-nucleotide messenger RNA. RefSeq lists its product as uncharacterized. The transcript is spliced from 2 exons. The record is from RefSeq and is a predicted model, not a curated record. NCBI's taxonomy places the organism in Eukaryota, Fungi, Ascomycota, Leotiomycetes, Helotiales, Ploettnerulaceae. Bases 260 to 1015 code for a protein of 251 amino acids.